This is a messenger RNA of Bipolaris sorokiniana ND90Pr, 3315 nucleotides long. RefSeq lists its product as uncharacterized. Gene Ontology annotation, biological process: nucleoside metabolic process. Gene Ontology annotation, molecular function: ATP hydrolysis activity; protein binding. The record is from RefSeq and is a predicted model, not a curated record. The transcript has 3 exons. The coding region runs from base 282 to 3107 and encodes 941 amino acids. Lineage: Eukaryota; Fungi; Ascomycota; Dothideomycetes; Pleosporales; Pleosporaceae.
CCGGCUUUGCGAGAAGGCAUAAGGUGUAGGGAUGCGUAGCAGUUCGAGCCCCCAAUGUACCUAGCGGACCGGCCAAUGGCAGGUCCUAUCUCUAGCGCUUGCAGCCAUGGCGCUGGACGACUGCACCUCAGCCUGUUCAUCAGCCUGCUAGAGUCGCCAUGAGGCUGAGCAGUAGCGAACAUCUGCCUGCACGGCGGCGUCAGGCCUUGUCAACCAUCACUCUCCCAUCAUACUCUCCCAUCAUACUCUCCCAUCAUACUCUCCCAUCAUAACCGCUACGGAUGGCCCAGCUUCCCCGGCUGUCUCACGAGGAAUACACUGUAGGAUGGGUGUGCGCACUCCCGGUCGAGCUGGCGGCGGCGCAGGAAAUGCUGGACGAAGUGCACGAAGACCAUGAGCGCAAUGGCAACGAUGAGAACCUAUACUCCCUAGGAUCGAUUGCUGGGCACAAUGUUGCGAUUGUAUGCCUGCCGGCGGGAUGUAUUGGUAAUAACCCUGCGGCGGUUGUGGCGACGCAGAUGAAGGCUACAUUCAAGGGAAUUCGAUUUGGACUUAUGGUCGGUAUUGGCGGAGGAGUGCCCAGCGCCGCAGCGGACAUCCGGCUUGGGGAUGUCGUGGUUAGCCAGCCUGAUAAGACGUUCGGCGGGGUGGUGCAAUAUGACGCUGGGAAGGCGACGACGAGCGGGUUCGAGCGGACAGGAUCGCUUAACGCGCCACCGAAGGUGCUGCUUAACGCGGUUGCAAUAGUGAAAGCAAAUGAAUUCCUGGGUAAGACUAGGAUGUUAGAGUAUAUGAGGAAGCUGGAGGGCACCACCCCUAAGUUCCAGCGCAGCAAGGCAGGGCCCGACGUCUUAUUCGACGCGGGGUACGACCACGAGGAUGGGCGGACGUGCGAAGGAUGCAAGACAGAUCACCACAAAGCUCGGGAGCCGCGCGAUGAGGAGGUAGUGUCUCACUACGGGACGAUUGCGUCGGGGAAUCAGGUGAUAAAGAACGCGACAGAGCGAGACAAGGUCAGCGCGGAGCUUGGUGGGGUGCUCUGCUUCGAGAUGGAGGCGGCUGGUCUAAUGAACAGCUUCCCCUGCCUCGUUAUCCGUGGCAUCUGUGACUAUGCCGACUCGCACAAGAAUAAGAGAUGGCAGCCAUACGCGGCGGGAAUCGCGGCGGCGUAUGCAAAGGAUGUGCUUUCCGUGAUCCCGCCAGCUGCCGUAGCGAAGACUCGAACAGCGGAAGAGGCGGUUCAGAGCGUACGGAAGAAAGUAAUCUACUCCAUUCCAUUCCUCCCCAACAAGUCCUUCGUUGGGCGAAAGACUGAGCUCGACGAGCUAACGCAGAAACUCAUGGUCGACGAGGCGUGCUACAUGAUGUCGAUUGUCGGGCUCGGUGGGACAGGCAAGACACAGGUGGCGCUCCGGUUCGCGUACAUGGUGAAGGAGCGCUGGCCUGAUAUGUCUGUCUUCUGGAUGCCUGCGCUGAGUAUGGAGACGUUUGAGCAGGCAUGCGCUGAAAUAGUACGGCUGCUCGGGGUACCUAAGGUGGCCGAUGGCGAGGACGAUGUGAAAGAGCAGUUCAAGUGGCAUCUGGGCACGGCGCGGGCAGGGAAGUGGCUGUUGAUCGUUGACAACGCUGACGAUGCAGACAUUGUUUUCGGCGGUGCUCAAUCGAAGGGCAUUGUUGACUACUUGCCACGGAACGAAGAGGGCGUGACCUUGUUCACCACACGUACGCUAGACGUAGCAGUGAAGCUGACGGGCAGCCAUGUACUAGAGCUUGGUGCCAUGGACCGACAAGACGCAACUGCCUUUUUGACCAAAUCGCUGAUCAACAAGGAGCUCCUCAGCGAUAGUGUCGCCACGACAGACUUAUUGGAUGAGCUAGUGUGCCUACCUCUGGCCAUCGCACAGGCAGCUGCUUACCUUAACGGGAACAGGAUAUCUAUCCGAGGGUACUUACGGCUACUACACAGUACCGAGCUAGACCUUGUUAAGCUUAUGAGCAGAGAGUUCCGUAAUGACGCCCAGUACAAAGGCACGGCAAACGCAGUAGCUACAACGUGGGUGGUGACGUUUAGUCAGAUCCGCGCACGCGAUAAGGUAGCUGUGAAACUUUUGUCUUUUAUGUCGUGCAUCGAGUGGAAAGCGAUACCGCGGUCUAUUCUGCCGAGAGUGCGGUCCAGAGUGCGGAUGACAGACGCUAUUGGCACGCUCUGUGCAUAUUCUUUUCUAACCAGACGAGAGAACGAAGAGGUGUAUGACAUCCAUCGAUUAGUACAUCUGGCAACUCGGAUCUGGGUCAGGCAGUACGGCGACACGAGAAGGGUAGUAGAGAAGGGUAUCAGACAUGUAGCCCGCAUUUUUCCCCGGGACGACUAUGAGAACCGGAUAAAAUGGAGGGCGUAUUUGCCACAUGCGCUGCGGCUGCUUGAAGACAACCAAGACUCUUCGAUGGAAGAGAGGUCGCAGCUGUGUCUCUUAGUAGGAAAAUGCCUGAAAGCAGUUAGGCUGCUAGAGCAUGCUGUCGGCAUACGUACCAAAGUGCUCGCAGAAGACCAUCAUGAUCGACUAUCGUCGCAGCAUGAGCUCGCAAGAGCGUACCUUACCAGUGGACAGGUUAAGAAAGCAGUUAGGCUGCUAGAGCACGUUGUUGGCAUACGUAACAAAGUGCUCGCAGAAGACCAUCCCAGCCGACUAGCGUCGCAGUAUGAGCUUGCAGGAGCGUACGAGGCCAACAGACAGGUUAAGAAAGCAGUCGGGCUGCUAGAAUAUAUUAAUAGGAUAGAAGCAGAAGUGCUCGCAGAAGACCAUCCUGAUCGACUGGCGUCGCAGCAUGAGCUCGCACGAGCAUACAUCGCCAGCAGACAGGUUAGGGAGGCGAUCGAGCUGCUAGAAUAUGUGGUUAGGACAAAAGGAGAAGUUGUCACAGAAGAGCAUCCCGAUCGACUAGCGUCGCAGCGUGAGCUCGCGCGAGCAUACCACGCCAACGGACAGGUCAAGAAGGGCAUCGAGCUGCUAGAACAUGUGGUUAGGAUAGAACAGAGGGUCCACAGAUCCGAUCAUCCCGAUCGACUCGCAUCUGAGAGGGUCCUGGAAUCAUGGAAGCCUGAUUAGUAGCCGAGCUAAUUUUGAAUGGAUUUGUUUUUGUCUUAAUUACACUUUUCCGCAUAUGCAUUUUGCAAGGGCGUUGGUAGCGUGUGAUAGAAUUACCUCAUGUUUGAUAGUUGUUGUAUUGACUGAUACGGGCUAUGUCAAGUGGGUAGAGAUAGUAUUUUUGACUCCAAAAUAGUGCAGUAGUCAAUUACGAAGAAAUUAAGGAAGC